CAUUUUCUGCGAAGGUUGUUAACACAAUCGAGGAUCAGUGUUUUUUUAUUGGAGACAAUUGCGAUUUGCAAAUUACGAAAUGUUUUGUAAUUCUAUAGUGACGGGGUAAAAUUGAAUUGAUAUCGAAACACUCAAAUUCGCAGUGACCGCCUUCAUGGAACUCGACCCGAACGACGAGAAAAUACUGUUUGAAAGUCUGCCGUUGGAUCUGACGUUCAGAAACUACAGACGGAUCGAAGAUGUGGGAGUCGAAGGUGUGAGAUCGACGAGGGUUCUGGGCACCCCGAAAAAAGCCGAAAACGACAAAUAUCUCACCAGAUCGAUCUGGCUGAACAACAAUCGAAUCAAAAGUCUGGGUGGAUUCGAUGUGUUAAUCGACGCACUUUUGGUGCAUCCGCAGCAGUUGAUGUGGGUUGAUUUGAGCUUCAACUACAUACGAACCAUCGACGAAGUGUUAUUAAAGUUCCCCAAAUUGAAGAUUUUGUACUUGCACGGUAACUGCAUAACGGAUCUGGACGAGAUUUUCAAGUUGCGUGAACUGAAGGAGCUGCGCACCAUCACUUUACAAGGAAAUCCGAUAUCGAAUCUGCCCAAAUACAGGAACUACGUCAUUUCCUCUUUACCACAGAUUUUCAAUUUGGACUUUACUCCGGUAUUGAAAACCGACAAAAUGAUGCCGCUGUUGCCUGAAGUUAUUAAAAAAAUCGAACAGAGCAAAAAACAGCAAGCCAAAGCUGCAAAGGAAGCUAAAUAAUUUGUUAUCACUCUGAAAAAUUUCAGUCGAACUACGAAAAGAUCAUAUAAAUACAUUUUUAGAUUUAUUUGUUAAACCCCCCACAGAACAAUAAAAAAUUAUGGUUCCAAAAAAUAUAUUAAAUAUACAAUUCUAUGUUUUAA
Aethina tumida (small hive beetle) is the source of this 897-nucleotide messenger RNA. Its product is annotated as leucine-rich repeat-containing protein 51. The record is from RefSeq and is a predicted model, not a curated record. The coding region runs from base 155 to 754 and encodes 199 amino acids. NCBI's taxonomy places the organism in Eukaryota, Metazoa, Arthropoda, Insecta, Coleoptera, Nitidulidae. The transcript has 4 exons. Gene Ontology annotation, molecular function: protein binding.